Messenger RNA from Zymoseptoria tritici IPO323, 216 nucleotides. RefSeq lists its product as uncharacterized. The transcript has a single exon. The annotation marks the transcript as partial. The record is from RefSeq and is a predicted model, not a curated record. NCBI's taxonomy places the organism in Eukaryota, Fungi, Ascomycota, Dothideomycetes, Mycosphaerellales, Mycosphaerellaceae.
AUGGUCAAACCGGACAUCAAACGCAACUACUACGCCGACCUCGAUUUGCCCACCAACUCCUCCGUCGAGGAUGUGCGCAAAGCUUAUCGGAAGCUCGCCCUGCAAUACCACCCCGACCGCAACGCAGGCAACGAGGCGGAAUGUGUCCCACGAUUUCAGGCGAUUCAGGCGGCGAACGAGGUUCUAAGUGACCCAACAACGAAAGCGAAAUAUGAC